GCUCCUGGUCCAAACGAAAGAGCCGGAGGAACUGAUAUCCUGCUUCACCGUUAACACUCGGUCUCUGUGUUAUAAAUUAAUCCCCGGGAAAACAGCACAAUGUCUGAAGAGAAGCCAAAGGAGGGAGUGAAGACGGAGAACGACCACAUUAACCUCAAGGUAGCUGGUCAGGAUGGCUCAGUUGUACAGUUCAAAAUCAAAAGGCAUACUCCCCUCAGCAAACUAAUGAAGGCGUACUGCGACAGACAGGGAUUGUCACUUCGUCAGAUAAGGUUUAGGUUUGAUGGACAGCCGAUUAACGAAACAGACACACCUGCACAGCUGGAGAUGGAGGAUGAGGACACUAUUGAUGUAUUUCAACAACAGACAGGAGGAGUCUUUUCUUAAGUUGGAUGUGGACUCUUGGAAGAACAUCCCCCAUCAUUAUUUUCAUGUCGUAUUUGUUUUUACUUUAUUCUUUUUUCCUCCACUGUGCUUGGUCAGGCUGUACACAACAUAAAAGAAGUAAGAUGGUUUUUCAUUUGGGGCUAAAUCCUAACUUUGAGAUGCAGGGUAAUUUUUUAAAAAGUGUUUUAUUCACAUAAAUGGAUGAUUUGAAAUUGUCCAAGGCAGGGACACGUCUCAGAUCAGAUCUGGCUCGUAAUGAAAAGAAACCACUGCGUUCUUUUUGAUGUUGAAUUGAAAUGACCUCAUGCAUGUCUCAUAAACCAUAAGCUGAACUACAUGCCAAAAUCUUUUUUUUUUUUUCUUUUAUCUUUUUGUUUAAGUUUUCCAAAUUGUCGUGAGCAUUUAAAUUCAGGGUGGGCUCGACUAUUUUUAAAUCGUGUACUUGAUAGGAUAGCUAUGGAGGAAAUCUGCCGGAUGGGAGCCUGUGGUUUCUCUCUGUAGAUGGGAAUGACAUUAUGACAUAUUUCUCAUGUAAUAAACUUUUAAUAGUCUUUUUUUUUUUCCUUCUUCUUUUUUUAAAUGGAACAUUCAAAAUAAUUUGGUGUAUCCAUGCCCAAGAAAACAAUGCUUGUGCCGAGAAAGAUCCAUAUGAAUGAGUUACCUCAAUACUGUCACCCUCGACUCAAUGGUAAAUAAAGUACAGUAAUGUUUCUGGACCAAAAAGCUAAAUGAAUAGUGUUCUUUUAUAAAGGGGUUUGGUUAAUAUAUAACAUGUCGAUGUAAAGGGUUACCGUGACUGUAACAGUGGUCUUUGUUGUUGCACAGCAGAAGAACCGUUCUCUCAGUGUGUACAUUGAUUUCUCUCCACCCAUUCAGGACUUAAGAAUAAAACUAAGUCACCUUUACCAGUGCAGAUAUUGAGUGUCUCAUAUAUAUGUCACCCAGUGUAUAGGCGAAUAUUGAGUCAAUGCUGUAUUGCCAAUUUGAAUACAUUUGUCCAUAAUAUAUCCAAACAGAUGCUUAGUUUGUUUGAUUCUUGUGUGUUGGUAGAAAUCUUGUUUUAUAAGAAAAUUCACCUUCAUUUUAAAAAACUUAACAUUUGUUAGAUUUGCAGGGCGACAUUGACAGAUAUCCCCCACUUUUUUUUUUUUUUUUAUUUGUACAUUUGUUGUCCCUAUACUGUAUACAAUAAAUAUAGUUUGAUACUCAGCCUCUUGCAUUAUAUAUUCCCUUCCACUUGUGUGGACCUGCUAUGAAAUGCACAAUGCAGGGUGAAUGCUUUGAAAUAUUCACAUCUUGGGUGUAAAUAAACAUGCAACUGUUAAA
Molecule: messenger RNA, 1713 nt
Organism: Epinephelus lanceolatus (giant grouper)
Lineage: Eukaryota; Metazoa; Chordata; Actinopteri; Perciformes; Serranidae
Gene: sumo3b
Product: small ubiquitin like modifier 3b
Molecular function (GO): protein binding
Source: RefSeq, a predicted model, not a curated record